GUUGUGGCCAAUAUCGGGAGCUGAGGCUCUAAUACAGCGGUGGGGGUGUAUGGCAGGCAACUUAUACCAAAAAGAAACGAAAAACGUUUAUUUUUGUCACUGAUAAAAGUAGGAACUGUGAAGAGUGGGAAAAACUUUGUAAAAGGCUGUUCUUCUGCAAGCGUAUGAUUGCACUGCCGUAAAGUAGGCCGUCGCCGGCAGUCACUGCACUUAUAUACUUGUAGUCGUGACGCCAUAGUCUCGCGAGAUGAAAUUUGUGCUGUCGGGAUUAUCUGUCAGGCAGGAGCCAAAGAGGUGGAUGUUCAUGGCGUUGCGGGACGUUUAAGCAGCGACCCGGGACUGUUGGUUCUGUUAAGAAAAUCGCGUCUGCCCAACGUAAAGCGCAACUGUUGAGCGUUAUGGAGGAGCAGGAUAUAUGUGCCUACAGGGAGCGACGUCAGCGCAAAAGUCCAGAGGAGGAAGAGGCGCUGGAAAAAGACCACUUCUGGAAGAUCAUCAGUGCCUUUAUAGGCUAUGGAAGUAGCAUUCAUGAGCAAGUGAACCGCACAGAAAGACAAUUUAAGUCCUUGUCAAAAAAUCAACAGAAAUUGCUUCCCCACUUCGUUCCUCACUUGGACAAGAUCCGUGAGUGCAUAAAUCACAAUCAGAAAAUUCUGCAAAUGAUUGUAGAUGAUUGUACCCAUAUGUUUGAAAACAAAGAAUAUGGUGAAAAAGGAUACAGAAAGCCAACUCCUCCUUCAACCUUUGAUAUGGACAAACUUAAAUCUACUAUAAAGCAGUUUGUGAGAGAUUGGAGUGAGGAUGGCAAGUCAGAGAGAGACGCUUGUUACCAGCCUAUAAUCGAUGAAAUUCUUAAGCAUUUUCCAAAAGAUGAGAGUGAUGUCUCCAAUAUAAAUAUCUUAGUGCCUGGUGCAGGGCUUGGUAGGCUGGCAUGGGAAAUAGCUAAGCAUGGGUAUUCUUGCCAAGGGAAUGAAUGGAGUUUCUUCAUGCUGUUUUCCUCAAAUUUUGUGCUCAAUAGAUGUUCUGAAAUUAAUACUUUUAAAAUUUACCCAUGGAUCCAUCAGUUUAGUAACAAUCGUAGAUCAUCAGAUCAAAUAAGACCUGCUUAUUUUCCAGAUGUGAAUCCUCAUGAUCUCCCUCCAAAUGCAAAUUUUUCCAUGACUGCUGGAGACUUUGAGGAAAUUUACACAGACAAAGGUUCUUGGGACUGCAUAGCAACAUGUUUCUUUAUAGACACUGCGCAUAAUGUCCUAGACUAUAUUGACACAAUCUGGAAGAUACUUAAACCAGGAGGCAUAUGGAUAAAUUUAGGCCCCCUUUUAUAUCAUUUUGAAAAUAUGGCAAAUGAACUUUCUAUAGAAUUAAGCUACGAAGAUAUAAAAAAUGUUGCUCUGCAGUAUGGAUUUCACAUAGAGUUUGAAAAAGAAUCGGUGUCUACAACAUACACAGUGAAUAGUUUAUCUAUGAUGAAAUACUUCUAUGAUUGUGUAUUUUUUGUGGCUCGGAAGCCACUGCAUUAAUGGACUCUGCAAACUUUCAAAGAGAAGAAAAUUUAAGAACGAUGUGUCUCAGGGCAAUCAAGAGACACUCUGAACGGUGCCUUUUUAUCUGUAAAUGUGUCUGUGUUCAACAGAAUACUUCAACCAGUGCACAUUGCUUGGCAAGUGUCAGUGCACAAAUACAAAUAAUACAGACUUGAAUUUUAAUUUUAUUCAGCUUUUUUAAGUUAAUAAAAUCUGACUCCUGAAAUAA
This is a messenger RNA of Xenopus tropicalis (tropical clawed frog), 1752 nucleotides long. RefSeq names its product carnosine N-methyltransferase 1 (gene carnmt1). Gene Ontology annotation, cellular component: nucleus; cytosol. Gene Ontology annotation, biological process: carnosine metabolic process. The record is from RefSeq and is marked provisional. NCBI's taxonomy places the organism in Eukaryota, Metazoa, Chordata, Amphibia, Anura, Pipidae. Gene Ontology annotation, molecular function: S-adenosylmethionine-dependent methyltransferase activity; carnosine N-methyltransferase activity.